Molecule: messenger RNA, 246 nt
Organism: Necator americanus (New World hookworm)
Lineage: Eukaryota; Metazoa; Nematoda; Chromadorea; Rhabditida; Ancylostomatidae
Exons: 1
Coding region: 1-246 (81 amino acids)
Source: RefSeq, a predicted model, not a curated record
AUGGCUUCCGUAGUUACUGCUACGGAAAGCGCCAACCCUCCUGCACCCAAUCCUGCACCAUCAGUGGUGAAGGAGAACUGUGUGGCAGAGCAGAAAAGUUACAAGGCGAUUGCCCAAGGCAUCCCUCCUCUCACUGUGGGAGGCGGUGGAAUACAAUGUUUACUAGGUUUUCGUCGGCGAUUUGUCCUUGGGCGUGGUCGUGCUGAGCGACGCGAUGAUUGCAGCGAAGCGACAGUUGCGAAGUGA